Molecule: messenger RNA, 4470 nt
Organism: Clunio marinus
Lineage: Eukaryota; Metazoa; Arthropoda; Insecta; Diptera; Chironomidae
Source: the annotation of a GenBank genome assembly
AUGGAUUUCGACACAGCUAAGGAAAAUAUACAGCCAUUGCGGCAUGGGAGACGAGCGGAUCUUCUGGAAAUAGCUUUAAAUGAGGAAAAUAAAGAAACAAUGGAAAUGGAAAAACGGCAACAUGAGGACGCUAUAAAAAACUAUGAAGGAAAUGAUCCACUUGAUCCAUGGUAUGAGUACAUCUGCUGGAUCGAGCAAUCAUAUCCAAAAAGUGGAAAGGAAAGUGGUUUAGACGAAGUUAUCUUAAAAUGUAUUGUACACUUUGAACAUGAAACGAGAUACAAGCAAGAUCGCCGAAUGAUUAAGCUUUUCAUAAAAUAUAUCGAUACUCAAAAGAAUCCAAACGAAUUAUACAACCAACUUUAUCAAAACGGCAUCGGAACACUCGUAGCUGAUCUGUACAUUGCUUGGAGCUACUACUUUGAUGCUUUAAAUGAUUUCAAAGAGGUCAAUGCUAUUUUCCGUAGAGGGUUUGAUGCGGGAGCUCAACCUUAUCAGGAAUUGUCACAAGCCCAUGAUGCGUUUAGCAUUUCAAUGUCUAAGAGAAUACUAAAUGAUGAUGAACUUUCCAGAAAGCAAUUCCAAACAUCAUUAGAGGAGAAACGUUCAGCAUUGACUUCUCUUCGAACACACAAGAAAAAAUAUGUCGGAAGCAUACGCACUGGAAAUGCCAUAAAGAAAGCGAAUCCUGGAGUGAUUAACCAAGAAAAUGUCCUGCCAAACGUUAAUAAAGCUGUGGAAGUGCUUGAUGAUGAAGUGUUGGGUGCUCCAUCAGUUGCAAAUAAUGUUUCUGUAAUUAGAAGCAUCAUUGAUGGCUCAAAAACGAAGGAGAAUGAACACGAGCCUGGCCCAUGGACGAAGGCAAAAGCUGGUCACUGUCAGAAACUUUUCUCAAAAACUGGCACAUUACAACUCAGCUUUCCAAUAAUGGACGAUGAAGAAAUUGUUCCAAUUCCUUGCAAGGAAAAAUUAUUUGAGUUGGGAAUUAAGUUGCCGCAAGGAUUUGUGAGUCGAAAUUUACCACAGAAGCCUUGGAAUGUUGCGACUGUUAUCGAAGAACCUCAAGUUCCAAGAUCAAUUCCUUGCUAUGAAAAAUUUCUGUUAUAUCCUCAAUCUCAAGUAGAAAUCUCAGCCGAUGAAUAUCGUGGAUAUAAAUGGUUCAAAGAUCGAAACAUAACAAACAACUUAACCCGUCAAUAUGACAGCAUUUGGGAAAAUAAAUUUGAGACUCCCAUUAGAAUACCGCCAGGAUUUGAAUCGAAGAAUGUUAAGCAAAUUGAGAAGGAAAACUUUGAUCGUUUCAUUCAUGACGAGCAGCACGAAAACUUUCAAAUUAAUUUAAAAAAUAUUUAUCGUUUAGAAGAAAUGUCACCUGAAGAGCUUCUUGGAGAGAAGUUUAAACGAGGCAAAAUUAAAGUGUUAACAGAAGAUGAUUUUGAAGAAAUCUACAACACGAGUGACAUGGAAAUGACGGUAAUUACGGAUCGUCGUCAAUCAAUUUAUCCAUUAUCCCGGAAAUCUUUUAUUCCUCGAAAAUCAGUCAUUCAUAAUGAUCUCUUAGCAGCUUCAAAGUCUGAGAAGAUUGAUCCCGUUAACUUGCCUGCAGAGCCUCAGUCUCCACCUCAAAAACAAUCCACUGGUGCGAUUAAGAAAACGUCAUUCAAAAGAAAGUUUGAUGAUAAUUUAAAAUCUGAAGAUAUGGAUGAUGUCAAAGGAAGUUCAUGCAAACGUGAAUCUGUGGGAGUGACGCCAACACGUUCAACGUUCGAAAAUUUCAAAACACCUCAACCAAUUGAAAAGAAAUCUGUUCGAAUAUUUGAAGUUGAUGAUGAUGAAAUGACGAUGGGCUUAGAUGCCUGUUCAACUCAGCAAUUCAACUUCUUUAUCAAGCAGCAAUCCAUCAGCACUCCAGUGUCGAAAAAAACGGUUCCAAAGCUUGUUCCCUUGGAAGAUGAAGACGCAGCAACACAUGAUAAAACACCAUUAGCACCAACUGCAACUCCUGCUCCAAUCGCAAGUUCACAGACACAACAUGAAAAUGUUAAGCAAUUAUCGACAAUCAUGGAGACUACUGAAACAUCAAAAUCUUCAGCUAGUCAAGGAAGUCACACCGGAAGUGACACGGAUAUGCACACAAAAACUCCAAAAUACUUGCAAAGCUCACAAAAAAUAUUCAAGAAGAAGGAAAUCGAAAAUUCAUUAUUUAAUCCAUUAAUUGCUUCUUUCCGCAUGCCAGAAGAACAAACCGAGACAUGUCCAAAUGUUGCAUUUCCCAUUCGUCUUUUACCCAUCACGAAUUCUUCAAUUACUCCAUGCAAAUCGUUUAUGAUGGAAAACGUUCCUGCUGAUCACAAAUUGGAUGAAGAGAAUUCAAACGAAAGCUCACAAGAUGAAACGUUUGUCCCUCCACCACUUGAGACGUCUGAAGAGUUUAAGCAAAGUUUAGAAAUCCCCGAAACUCAACUUGAAGCAACGAAGAAUCUUCCGAUACCAGAAGUCAUGCCUGAAAUAGAAGCAAAUGAAAUUUCCAUUGCUUCAUUUAAUAAUUUAAAAGUUCAAGUGGAAAAUAUUGAGAAACAACAAGAAACGGAAGAAGUUCAGAAUAAAACGAAAACUGACUUCCGUUUUGAAAUCUAUGAAGAUUCUGUUAGAGAAUGUUUGAAGGCAGAAGACUCAAAUGCUUUAAAGAUUCCAAACGAUCAAGGAACGGAAGUUUUGCAUGCAUCUCGCAAAGAAAAUUUUGCAGUUCCCCCAACUACAGCAAUCACAAAACGAACAGUUUCAGAAGAAUUUCUUGAGCUGCUCGGGUCACCAAUCAAUCCUCAUAAUCAACAUUCAAUGACUCGUCCCAUACCACAAACUGAACGGAACGAAGUCAGCGAUCUUCUGAAAUUCUCUCGUGAUUCAAAAUGUCUGGAAAAUUUCGAAACAACUUUGAAAAAUUUAUCAAUUGAUGACCAGAAAAACGCAACACGAACAAUGUUCGAUGAUGAUUUAAACACAGAAAAGUUUAGUCUGGGAAAUCUUAAAAAUUCGACUUUCAUUAAUGUUAAUUGCAUCAAAAAUCCAUCAAACGAAGAAUUGGCAAUCAAUUUAAGUGUUGAAAUAACACAAGAAGAGAAGCAGAAAUUAAUUGAGAUGACGAAAGGCGAUGACGUGUUUAAAGUUCCAGCAGUUCCCAACAUAAUUAAACCAGUUCAAGCAAUAAAUGUUUCUAAAAAAAUGGAACCAUUUGAAGUUUAUGAAGACAAUGAUGAUGAUGACGAUGAGCUUGGGAAAUCAAUUUAUCAAGAUAAGAAAAGUGAAGAAAAAUUUGAACAAGCAGAAGAUGAAGAAUGGAGUGAUGAUCAGUCUUGCAGCUUUGUUGCUGAUUAUAAUAAUCAAUAUGAGCAUACAAUCAUUCCAAGCGAGAUUGACUUGUCACUCAAAGUUCAAGAAGCAAUCAAAUCAUCGGAAGGAAAUCCUUUUGAUGAAAAUGUACGCAAAGCAAUGUUGGAGCAUUGCAACUUUAGUUUGUAUUUGGAACAACACAUCGACAAUUGCAGUUUAAUGAAAAAUAUUUCAAAAUUGAAGCCGAACAUGUUCAUUGAAGCAGCUAGAAAAGAAUAUCGAAUUGUCAAGAGUAUAGGAAAAGGAAGUUUCGGAGUUGUUUAUAGUGCAAAGAUGACUGAAUCUGGCGAAUUGGUUGCAAUGAAGCAAGAGAAGCCUCCAAACUUAUGGGAAUAUUACAUUUGUGUGGAAUUGAAGGAUCGUUUGAAGAACAAAAAUAUGAUAAAUGCUUUCAUGAGCAUCAAUGGUGCUAUCAUUGGCAAUAAUUCCAGCAUUCUCAUCACACAAUAUUCCCCUCAUGGCUCAAUUAUCGACGUUUGUAACAAAGUUAAGAAGGCAACUAAUAAAAAUGUUGAUGAAUAUGUCGCUUUGGUGAUAACGUCACAAAUUCUCUCAGUCAUCGAUCAUCUGCAUGGCUGUAAAAUUAUUCAUGCCGACAUCAAGCCUGACAAUUUUCUGAUCAUGUCAAAAAUUGAGUUCGGAACGAAAGUUCCAUUCAUUCAGCUUAUUGAUUUUGGAUCUGCAAUUGACAUGGAUUGGUAUAAAGACGAUGUGACAUUUAAUUAUGUUGUUAAGACUGAGAAUUUCACUUGCUGCGAGAUGCUCGACAACAAGCCUUGGACAUAUCAAACAGAUUUGUUUGGCAUUGCUGGGACUGCUCAUGUUAUGUUGUUUGGGAAGUACAUGGAAGUCGAGAAGAAAGGAAUCAUGUGGAGUAUCAAAUCGAAAUUUCCGCGUUAUUUUGUGUCCAAGUUCUUAUGGGAACAGCUGUUUGGAAUGCUUCUUAACGUUAGCAGCUGUAAAUCAAUGCCAAACUUGCAGGAACUCAAAGAUCAAUUCGAGGCCGAGAUUCAUUCGAAAGAAAAGUUUGUUUCUAACAAGGUUUGCGAAUUCAACAGCAUCUUAGUCAAUCUACAUUAA